Molecule: messenger RNA, 13278 nt
Organism: Microtus ochrogaster (prairie vole)
Lineage: Eukaryota; Metazoa; Chordata; Mammalia; Rodentia; Cricetidae
Exons: 24
Coding region: 208-7608 (2466 amino acids)
Molecular function (GO): protein binding
Source: RefSeq, a predicted model, not a curated record
GGGGCGCGAGGCGGAGGCGACUCCAUGGCCGGCCUCGGCCGCUGACGGGGAUCCCGUCCCCCUUGGCGACCCGACCACGGAGCUAGAGCGACGGACAAUCUCUGCUAUCCUCACACAUCGUGCUGGUGGAUUCCUUGCUGCUUUCAUCUGUAUUUUAAGACAGCUGGCGUCUGACACUAUUGAAAUUUUGUCUGUCCAUUCUGAGAAAUGGCACGCUUGUUCCACUAUUUCCAGGGAGAUCCUGUUGUGACAUCCUCUCCCACUGAAGUUCGUAUGUGGGUAGAAGAAUUGGAUUAUAGUUUUCUUUUAUAUGGAGAAAUUUUUGAAAGUGCAGAAAUCAAUGGUGAGAAGUUAUUAAACAUCACCAGGAAACAACUGAAUGAACUUGGAAUAGUCCGCACUGACCAUCAAGAUAUACUGCUAAAAGCAGUUGCUCGUAUUCGUCAAAAGGGUAAAAUUGAAGAGCAAGCUAUGUCAAGAGAAGAUCAGAAUAUCAAAAAGAUGCCUACCAGAUUUGGAAAAGAAAGUGAACAACUUGAAUAUGCUAUUGAUCGUGUUUUUGUCACAAUAUCGGAAAGAAGAUUGGCACGUAGUCUAUAUGGCACUAAUGAAGAGCCUCCUGAUAGCGUUAUUACAGCUACCCUUGAACUGGUUAAUAUUGUCAACAUGAUAUUAAACAUUCUGGAAAGGCCACCAUUUGAUUGCAUGUCAGAAUUUUCCAGUGUGAAAAAUCAUCUCAUUAAACAUAUCACAUUACUGAAACAUUUCUCUGAACAGACUGAUCUUAGCCAUGAAAAUGAAUCUGAUAUAAUAGAUGUGUGCAAGGGUGUGACUAAAAUGUGUCGCUACAUAAUUUCUCUACCACCUGAUCUUCCAAAACCAGAACUACAAGUUCCAGAAUCUGUUCAUCAUGAAGACAGACCACCCAGGGUGCAAGUGCCAAUUACCACUGAACCUGAAACAAUGAGUUCUACAGUGAAAUGUAAACCUAAUUAUAUUCCACUCACUCAACAACUAUCAGUGCCAAUAACUACAACUGUCUUACCAUAUGAACCUGCCAUACAAUAUACAUCCCUUCCCAAUCAAAGAGUAUCUGAGAGUUGUUCAUCUUCACAAAGAGUUGACACUCCAAGUGAUGAAGGAGCAGUUACAUUGGAACAUGAUGAAAAAAACAAAUCUAAAAUGGAAAGUCCUGAUACAAAUGCAUCUGAAACUUUGGGGAGUUCUUUUUACUAUAAAACUUUCGAAGACCUAACAAUUAUUGAAAGUGAUAUUCCUCUUAUGGACUCUGGUUCUGAAAGAUGUGAAAUUGAUUCUGACUCUGACCGAGGUGUUGUCUCAGAUUUUGAGUUAGAAGAACAAUCUAAGGGCUCUGGAUCAGUAAUAUGGGGAGUAGAUUCUGACUCAGAAAAGUCUCCUAGGGAUGCAGACUCUAGAAAACAACCAUUAAAAGCAGAAAGUUAUCAAAUGGGUUCAAUCUCAGUUGAAGACUUGACCAAGACAGAGCAGCUGCUGGUGAGAAUUGAACAGGUGGAAUCUGAAUCUCUGAAAGACUGGGUGCUCUCAGGCUCAGAGAAAUCCCUGGAAGAUUCUGACUAUGAAAGAGACUCAGCCUCUAAUAAUGAAAGAAAGAAAGAAGAAAAACGUCAAAUGGCUUCAGAUUCCAUAAAACGUCUGAUGGAAUCUGAAAAAACAAUGAUGGACACUGAAAUUUUCUGGAUGAUACCUGAUUCUGAGAGUUAUGCAGUAGACUCAGGUACAGAAAAAGAUAGAGCAUCAACGUCUAAGGUACAUAUGAUACAGGUGGAAAAGCAAAGAUCUAAGAGAUAUCUGAUGGACUCUGACUCUGAAUCAAGUGAGAUGGACUCAGAUUUAGAAAGAUGUGUGCUAGCCUCAGCAGCUACGAAACGUUUCAUGGAAACAGAAACAUUUCAUAUGAGCACUGCUAAUAACAAGCCCACAAAGGAUUCUUGGUCUGAAAGAACAGUGACCUCAGACUCUGAAAGCCCUGCGAUGUCCUCUGAUUCUUUGAAGCACAUAAAGAAAGCUGAAGCAUGCAAAAGUACCUGUAAUUUGGAAAGACUCAAGGUGAUUCACAAGUCUGAGUCUCUACAGCAGUGGUUAGAUGCUAAAAUAGAACAGUUAGGUUCUGGUCAGAGUGGACACUGGGAUAGCUCUGGAAAGUAUCAUUUUCGGUCUAUAGUACCUCAAGAUAGCUUUGGAAAAUGUCAGGGUGACCUUCAAACAUUAAAGAGUAUCACUGGAAAAGAUCAAGUAGACUCCAGUUCUGAAAAACAUCAGGAAAAAGCUGGAAAUGAAAAAAAUAAAAAUGAACCUGAAGGUAAAGGACACCCCAUAAAGAAAGAGAAAGGAUUUGACAAUGAGGGGUUUCAAAUGGAUAAGGAAAGAGAAGAACAUCUCAUGAAGUCUGACCAUCAUGAUUCAGAAAAAGAAGCACACCGACUUGGUGCUCGCAGAAAGGAUAAUCGUCCUCCAGGUUUUUGGAGGCCUCUUACCCUGCCUACUAAGCUUGGUGAGGAAAAGAAAACUGAAGAGCAAAAGUCUGUACAGCAAAAAGAUAACAGAGUUUGCAGAAGUCAGUUAACAAGAUACAAGAAUGAAGACAAAACUGUGAGAUUCAAAGAGGCAUCUUCAAGUCUCAGUGCCAUGCAGCUGUCACAGGGGGAAAAAAAGAAAAAACAUGGCUAUAGUUUUUCUCCAGACUCUCAUACAUACACCGAUGAGAAGUAUCACAGAAAAGCCAGCCGGAAAAUAUCUAUCUAUAAGCGCCAUUGCAGGGAGUAUAGAUAUGCCCAUGGUUUUGAGAGUUUAAAGUAUCAAAUUACUCCUAUUCCUCUAAGUUCUGAGACUUGCACCUCUAAUGCAUCAUCACUUGUUGGCAGCCCAAAUUCUAAGAGUUCUAAGUCUGUCAAAAGACAGAAGACUCGAAGAAGUAUUACAUCUUCUUUGGAUGUGGGAACUCAAAGAUGCGCCAGAUGUUUUAUGGAAAUCAGUAACUCUUCUUUUCAUAAAUGCUCCACAAAUUCUGAUGAUUCUGACUCGGACUCUCCUUUACAUAGCCAAAUUUCCUCAGAUUCUAAAUGUUCUUUGGGUUCUAAAACUGGUAGACACGUGAAGACUUCUCGAAAUAGCCCUUUAUCUCGAUCCCUGGAUCCUAAGCAUUGUGUGGGCAUCCGCUGCUCUCUGCACGGGGAAGAUUUUAAAUCUUCUUUGGAUUCCACCUCUUAUUUACAUUGUGAAAGUUGUUCAGCUCUCCAAAAUCUUAAGAAAUCUGCUGCUACCCAAACCAUUCCUAUAAAAUCUGAAAAAAUCAUGGGCCAGCAUAGUGCCUCUGGCCACAUAAUGUCGACACCAAAAAGAUUAUCUGCAAGUGAAAGCAAAUUCAGUCUUACUGCCCAAACUCAAAAUAAGGAUAAUUCUGAUGAUAGCAUUAUUAAACCUAUCAGUGCUAGACAUAUCAAAGAUGAGGCUGAUGUUGAAAACAAACUUCUUUCCAAAGAUGAGACAGACCAUGAAGAUGAGACAAAUACUGAAGAGGAAACAGAUGUUGAAGAUGAAACAGACACUGAAGAUGAAGACAACAAAGAUAAGAAAGAUCCCAAAGAUAAAUCUGACCCCGAUGGCAGUGACCCUAAAGAUGGAAACUCUGAAAAUAAUACUGAUAACAAUAGUGGGUCUGAUCCUAGUGGUGCUUCUGGGCCUACAAGUGAGCCUGAUUCCAUCAAGGAUGGUGACUCUAAAAAUGGAACUGAUCAUAACAACGAAUCUGACCCUGCCAUUGAUAAGGCCUCCAGCAGUGAUGCUAACUUGAAAUAUUACACUGAUUUAGGCAAUGCUCCUGAUCUGGCAGAAGAUGUCAAUCAACACAAUAAUGCUGACUCCAAGGGUAGCACAACUCCAAACUCUGCCUCUGGAAACAAAAAUAGAACUGUGCUGGACUAUAUUUCUAGUUCCAACUAUGAUUCUUUUCCUAGAAAUGACACUGGACAAGGAAACAAUACUUACUCUGAGACUAUUAGACCAAUUUCCAACAGUUUUAACUUCAUCCAAAAUGAAACUGAUCCUAAGAACAACCCUAGCCCCCAAAAUAGCCAUGGACUCCCAAAAGAUACUGAGUCUAACUAUAAUACCAAACCCAGUAAUGCUACUAGCCACAAUGUUGAACCUAACAAUAUGUCUGACUCUAGCUAUGACACAGAACCUUCUAGCACUGCUAAUCACAAACAUACAGCUGCCAUAAAAUAUUAUUCAGACCUUAAUGAUAUCACAGGGUUUACAUAUGAAGUAAGAUCAAGUUUUCUAGUCAGCCCAAACUAUUUUGGCAGAAAGAAAUAUGCUAGUAUAACCAGCUUUGCACUUAGCACUAUCAAUGCCAUUGAUACUAGCAACAUCAUCAGCUGUACUGCUGCUAUUAGCUAUCAAUUUACUGCUGGAAAAAACUAUGCCCCAGAAAAUAAACAUUUCCUUAGUCAUUUAAAUGGAUUCAACAUUAUCAUCAAAAAUAUUCAGAAUGAUCAUAAUUCUUCUAGUACCAGCAAUAUUAACAUUCUAACUGAUAAUGAAUUAAAAGCCAGUUCUAUAUCAUCAUCUAUUCUUAAAAUUGUUUAUAGAAAUAUCUCACAUUUUAUUACUGGCACAAAUCAUACUUCUUAUCCUGAUUUUUCGAUAACCUCUGAAUUUUAUGAUCCACUUGAAUUUGUUAGAGCUUAUAUAAUUUUUGAUAGCCAAAAUAUUGGUGCUCAGUUCCAAAACACUACUGGGUACAUGGACCCUUAUACUUCUAAGUAUGCAACUGGGUCAACAGAUGCCCUUGAUUCCAAAGAAUCUGGCUUUUUAAAAGAUUUUUUUGGGGUCCAGAAUCCAAUUGGCAUCAAGGAUCCUUCUCCUUUCAAGAUUCUUUCCAAUACAAAUAUUCCACUCCACAGUUUUGAUAUUAUAGUUGAAGCUGAACUACCAGAUGUUAUGAAGUUUGCUGUAUCAUCAGGUGCUGUGAAUAAUUUAUUUAAGUUGAUGGACAACUACAGUAGUGCUUCAAGAGGUGAAGGGGGACGUUUGGCAGUACCUAUGAGAGAAGUUACUAGAAGAUCUUCUGAGGUACCAGUUUGGAGAUCAGCAAAGAGACCUGCUUGGGGACCUGAAGGAAGAAGACUUGCCAGAAGAGAUAGGGGUUAUGUCAGUUCUGCUAGAGAUUCUUCAGGGAUGCCUGCUAAAGGACUUGGACUUGUAAUGAAUCCUCCAAGGGGCCGUUCUUUGAGCCCUAAAAAAGGAUACUCGGAGAGAUGUGGUAGAGAACGUGUUGAGAGUCUUACAAGAGGUUACACUAAGAGACAAGCAAAGAGAAGAACUGUGAGUUCUUUCAGGAUGCAUGCUGUGAGUUCUGCACAGGAAAUUGCUCUGCAACCAACACGAAGACUUCCCAUGAGACAUGAAAAGAUGAGACAAGCAACGACAAGAACUGUGAGUCCUUUCAGGAUGCAUGCUGUGAGUUCUGCACAGGAAAUUGCUCUGCAACCAACACGAAGACUUCCCAUGAGACAUGAAGAAGAAUUUCUUCUGGGAGCUGCAGUGGGACUUACCGUGAAACCAGCAGAAGUAUAUGAUGAAGAAAAUUCUAAAUCUGCCAGACAAUCUGCCCAGUCUACUUGUGAUGAAGAUCAAAAUGAAAGUGGAUCCUCAAUUAUAAUGGAUUUUAUAAAUUGUUUCAUGAAGGCAAAGGCUCAAACCUGGAUUGAUUUGUCUUGGUUUAGAAAGCUCUUGCCCACAUUUUUCUCUGAGGAAGACCAUCAUUCUUGGUCUAAAGCUCAAUUUUGUGCAAUAGCCUGUACGGAACUGGGUCACGGGAAAUGUGAAGGAUGGCUUUGGCAUAAGAGACCGUCUAGAGGAAUCUCCUUUUUCAGUUGGAAAAAAUACUGGUUUAUUCUGAAGCACUCAACUCUCUACUGGUUCUCACAUCUGAAUGACACCAAGGCUGAUGGUUUCAUUUACCUACCAGAAUUCCGAAUUGACUUAGCUCCACACUGCAGAAGAGACCAUGCUUUCCAAGCCACCCAUGCAAGAAUCAAGGAUUUCUACUUUGCUGGCACAUGCUCGGAUGAGAUGAAUUAUUGGGUUUGUCAGAUGUUAGAGUUAGCCUUCGGUUCUUCAUUUGGAGAUGCUGCUGCUAAUGCAGAAUACAGACGUGUGAGUGCUAUGAUUUAUGAAAAGUGUCUUAUGUCCUUGAAGAGAAACUUCCCUGUGAUCUGGUGUAACUACUGCCAAGAAGAAACUACAAUUGUUUCUGUGAAUCCAAACUUCCAAUACAGACGUCCUCAAAAUAUUUCUGAUGAAUUCAUUUAUUUCCGUCCUAUUAAAGAGGAAAUUCAGGAAAGGGCCAGAAAACAAAAUGAACAGAUUCCAACUUUGGCCUCCCAGCAACCCAAUCCUGAAGGUAUCCAUCAGAGGGACUUGGGGCUUACAAGUCAGGUGGUAAAAGCUACCACCCCACCACUAACUGAGGAGUUAGAAAGCAUUGCCCUUGUAAGACCAAAAACUUCAGGUCUUCUUCGCAUAGAGUUAGUACCAAUUUUUCCAAGGCUCCUAGAAUUUCAUCGCUUAGACGUUACAGGAAUUGCCAGUCCCAAGGAAAGGGGGAAAGGCACCGCAAUACUUGUUGCAGGUGUGCCUGGAAAGGAGGAGCUAGAUGAUACAGAAAUUCCAACUUUGCACUUCACUGGGUUUGUACACCUGGAGGUUUUACUAAAUAAAUGUUCACCAUCCUCAGAAUACAGUCGCCCAGGAACCCCAAGAAAUCUGUGGAUGGAAUCUCCAGAAAAUGCAGAGUCCCCAGGAAGUGAUGAUAUGGAAGUAGCAAGAAGCAUGUAUCCUUUUAGAGAAAGAUUCAUCUAUCGGCGUUCCUGGGCAGAGCUCUUAGAGGCACCACUAAACAAUGAGGGGCUCCAUAUUCUCCAAACUAUUCCCAAGGAAGAAAACCGAAAUACGGGUUGCAACAAACUAACAUCAGAAGAAGAGAAUCAAGUAAUCAUCCAUACUAAGGAUCAACAUUUCCAACCUUUGCAAGGCCCUUUCCCCUUGUUGCCAGAACGUCCUAAGCUCCAGCGGCAGCGCAGUCAAAGCUUACCAAGAUACAGUGAAGCCAGAGGCCAGUAUUUAAAUGCACCUGAAUUCAAAUUAAAUGAAGAAGAAACUCACUUCUUCCCACUUGAUCAUAAUUUAAUAACAGAAGAAAAUAUCAAGGAAAUAUACAACGUGAAGGGAGUCUGGCAAAGAGAAAUUUCAUCACAUUCUGAAGAACAUCUUCCCAUCAAGCCGAGAUUUGAAAAUUCUGCAAUUGGAGAAAACAUUGGAAUUCCUGAGGAUACUUCUGCAUGCUCCAAAGGCAAUGUUAGAAUCCCCAAGAAUGAUGUCAAUACUAUCCCCAUGGUUAAUGCUGGAAUGCCCUUAGAUAAUCUCCAAGUUCUUAGAGGCAAUGCUGGAGUUCCCAGGAGCAGUGCUUUUGGUGUUUACAUGGGUAAUAGUGAUAGAACCUCCAGACAUAUGGUAUCUUCUCCACUCACUGAGCUCUCAAAGAUAGGUGAACACCAGUUAUAAAAAAUGGUACUUUACAAUGCUGUCCAUUGAAGAAACAAACCAAGACACUUAACAUCAAAACAGACAUAUACAAACUUGACAACUCAAAAUACUAAAUGGGAUAUCUAAAUUAUGAAUUCACAAUGAACAUAAUUAAUAAACUUGUGAUAAUUAUUUAUUAGACUGGAUAAAACUAGAUUGUAGCUAGCUAGUUUAUCCCAUAUGUGGCCAUCAAUUGUAUAUGGAAUAAUCUAGUUGGAGGAGUGUGUUUCAGAUGUGGACUUUUUCAUUGAAUAAAAUAUCAAGUAAUCCUCAAAUGACAAUACCUCCUAGUAAUUUCAAGUCCUCUUGAAUACUUUGAAAGACAAAUAAAAAUGAUCUCAGAGGUUUUGUCAUUUAUUUUGAUGGGUCUAGUUUAAUGUCCAAGACAUUUAUUUAAUGAAAGCUAAAAUCCAGGCGAUUUCUUUAGUAUAAUACUUCACUAAAAUAUUUUUAAAAAAACAUCUGAGGAAAAGUUCACUAACAAGAGUAUUUAAAUAUGGCUAUUUGUGGUUUCUUUACAUAUACAUAUCAAAAUUGUAAAUAUUUAUGGGAAGCCUUAACAAUACAAGGAGACAAAUAACUGUAGAACUGUAAAUAUCAUAUGUGGUUGUGAUGCUAAUAAUGUAAGACAAUAAUAACAGCACCACAGAAUGCCUAAAAUAUUACAUGCUAAAACAAUGUUUUUGGUUUGAAAGUUAAUUUUUUACCUCUCCCAGCCACUCUGUUCAUUUGCAUAAGAAGAUUCAGGGUAGAAGAUAAAAAUUCUUGAAAACUUUUAUGAGAUGAAUGAGUAGGACGCUCUUCCCAGAGCAAUGAAGAUAGCGUUUCAUUGACCCAGGUGAUCAGCCCAGUAUUCAAAUUAAUGAACCCUACUUGUAUAUAAAAUAUGACUUUCUGGAACAAUUAUUUCACAAAUCUUGUAAGGUAGAUAAAAUAUUACCAGAAGGUUAUGAGAAUAACUGACAAAUUACUUGGAAAAUAAUCUCAUUACUUUGUAUUCAUGUGUAAUAUAAAAUUUGUGCUGAGUUUUAGGGCACUCAGGCCAUUAUUCAAUUUGUACAUUUAAAUAUUCAACUUUCUGAAUAAUGGUUGCUGUUGUUUUUACAAAAACAAGGGCAAUUUAAACAAUAGGUUGCCACCUAACCCCUUAUUAUGUGCCUUAACACAUAGUGCAAGGGGUCUUUGAUGUGAAGGCAAACUCUUGCCUUUUAUUAUAAGAUUUCUUUGGCCUCUGAGGAAGGAGGUAAAGAGGCUGGCUAGCCUCCCUCCCUUCAAUCCCCAUGGUUCAGCAUGCUCUUUAUGAACCAGGGCUUUAACCUCAGAAAAUUAGUAAAUGUAGUGAGAUUUUUUUCUCCUACUUCUUACCAACCAAGAAGAUGGUAUACCAUUUCAGAUUUGAGUAACCUGAUUUUCAUGUAGCGUGGCAAAACCACAGAAAUAAUAGAAGGAUACAGGCUACCAUAGUUGAGUUACUGCCAAUAUUUGACUUAGAAUAAAAAGCAAACUGAAACAUCACCUUGCUUAGCAUGCUCUCUUGUCACACCGACUUUCGGGAACACAACUUUGGGUUCUAAUUUUCAGAGGAAACCACCUUGUGAGUGAAAAAUAAUGAGUACAAUAGAAACUGAGAAAUAAUUUAUCAAGAACUAAUGUUUAUCAAAAACAAGUAGAAAGAGAGACAGUAAACAAAGUUUGAUUCAAUUAUAUAUAAGACUAAUAUAUAAUUGAAGACAGUCACGAAAACACCAACUUCAUCAUCAACAAAACCCUGCUUUGUGAGUGUUAUUCCUCAUAAUCCAUACAAUUGUGGAUAUUGUGUUUAGUGGCUUAAAUUUUAAAUAUAAAAAUGUAUGUAAAGUGGCCAGCUGCUUCUCUGUAAAUUUUUAUGAAAUUAAAUUAAACUGUUAAGUAAAAAUCAAACAUGAAGAUGGUCUAAGAAGAUUAUUCUCAAUCCUGUACUGGAAGUUCUUUAUAGUCUUGUUUUUAUUCUUCUAAAUACUAUUAGUCUUUAUUAAACUGAGCACGUCAUUAUUUAUUUUCAAAGACUAUGCCCUAUUUCUUAGGGUUCUCCAUAUCAAAUUAAUUCUCUAAGUCACUCAAUAACAUCAAUAUUCUACAAAAGAGAGAAAGAACAUAGUUUUUUUCAAUAAGCAAACUUCAUAACAAAAUUCAUAUAGUUGUCAGAAAUGUGUCAUUAAUCACAUGUUAUAUUUCCAUCAAAUCAUUGUUUUAAGCAUGUUUUAGAAGUAAAAAUCCAAAAUAUAGCAAAGUGCUUUUAACAUAUAAUAGGUUACAAAGUAUAUGUGCCUUUUUCAGUAAAUAUUUCAAGAGCAGAGAGCCUCACUAAUGUGGAAGACAAAUUUAUGGAAAAUGAGAAGCAAUCUAAGAAAAAAACAAAAAUUAGAAUAAAACUAUAGCUUUAAAAUAAAUGAAGUUCGUUAUUAUUUGGAAGAGAAUAUUUUUAUUUCUUGAUUAUUUCAUUACUUAAUAAAAUGAACAAAUAACCCUAAAAUUUACACUAUCUUCAGAUACACUAAUCCCCUAUAAGUGUCCCUCAACCCAUCCUAACCCUACUACAUCCUUAACCUUUCUUAUUCCCAACCCAGUACUUCUUAUCCCGAACCAUAUCAUGCAUACCUCAUCCCCCCACAAUUUAGUUCCUUCCUCACCCCUAUACCAUUUUGGGUAUCUUCUCUGCUUUCCUCCUCUCCCCAUCUAAUUCCACAAUGACAUUGUCCUCAUGUUUACUAUACCCUAUUUAUCAUGCUCCUUUCCCUCAGUCGAUUCCCAAAUUCUGUCCAACUCCCACUAUAGCCUUAUUAACUCCUGUCUCAAGUCUCCCGUACCUUUGACCCUUAAACUCCACCCCAGCACGUCUCCCAACAUUUUGACCUUUAGGAACCAGGACAGAAUAAAUAUUAAGGUAAACACCAUGAGUAGAGUAAAUAUGUCUACUUGAUACCUUUGUUAAUUUAUAAAAAAAUAAAAGUUCAAAAAUUGUGUAUUUUCCAUACUAAAGCAAGAUAUUCAAAACUGUAACAUCUGUAGAAUUAAAACUGUUGGAUAGGAAUGAUGAUGUGAAAAUGUAGGGGCCAGAAUACCAUGUACUCCCCCAACCAAUAUUCCUUGUUAUUUAAAAUAACUGGCUUAUGCUAGUCUUUCAAGGAUUAUGAAAACGUAUGCAGCACAGGAUUUAAAGAUGUUUUUUAGUUUUAAAUUUUGUGUUUGCAUGACUUUGAAAGCACCAAUUUUUUCUUUAUAUAUUAUAAAAUCAUUCUUUUUUAGGCUCUUUGAGAAAAAUAAAUGGACUUAUAAUACCGAUUUCUUCAUCUAAAUUGUAAAAUAUGUUAAUGAAAACAAUAAAAUACGCACUUUGUGAAUUUACCUAGAGCAUAUUUUUGCUAUUAAAAUAAUAUUUUAAGAGUUUAUUUUUAAAAGGACUCACCUUUAGUAGAUUUCAUUAUCUUAAGCAAGUAAUAUUCACCUACAAACCAACUUCUCUAUUCUUAUAAAUAUAUCAGAGUAAGAUAAUAAGAUCAUCUUCAAAAUAAAAUUUACCAUAAAAUGCAGUGACAUUUGUUAAAUCUAAAUUAUGAUAAAAUUACCAACAGUUAAUAUUACCCAGAUACUCAAUGUUUUUGAAGAUCAUCAUGAUUAUAUUAACUAAUGUCCAUAAUUUUUCAGAAGUAUACCUAGUUAUUCAAAAAUAAAUACACAUAUAUUUGAGGGUUUAAAGUUAAAAAUAACAGUUUCCAAAGUUCCUUUCUUAAACCGUAAUAUUUCAGUUUACCAUAAUGCCAUAAUGCAGUGCAAAGUGUGUUUUAAAACCAAAAUAAAUGUCAUUAAAAAGUAGUAGCAAUUUGGAAAUACCCACUAUUAUCAAAAUUAAGUAAGAAAAAAUCAAACCACCUCUACACAUUAUACCUCCACAGCCUCUACACUCAUCAGAUACUCCAACCGUUUCAGUUUGUUCUUAGUACAUUCAUUAUGUUUCAAGUUAGUAAUACCAUGUUUCUCAUUUUCUACACCUAUCACCAGUGACUAGAGAACAAAUCUGUCUAAAAUCUGCAAAACCUGGUAUGAUGCUUACAGCUUUAAUAUUUAUUAUGAAUGUAAAUAUCCACCUUUUGAAAGUAAAGAAAACAACUGGGUUUUAUUUUCAAAGUAAAGCAGGACAGUUAAGUGCACUAGUAUGGUGAAACAUUGUCCAUUUUACACUGAUGCUGUAUUUGAUUUUGUGAAAUGUGUGGUACCAUUAUUUGCUGGCCAUUGUUGACUUUUCUCUUGUUUACUAAAUAUUUAUUGUGGUACGUUUAAACAAAGUAUCAUUCAAGGUGAUAUCGUAAUAUAUAUGUGAUGUGUGUGUAUUGGCAUAUAUUGUAUCUUUAAAUAAACUGUGGUGUAGAUUGAUGUGAUGUUUUUAUUUAUUCAUGGGUUGAAUUAUUGCAGCACUAGAGUACUGAACUCCUGGUGCUCAUUCUAUAAGAUUAUACUAAUCUUAUAAAAUUCACAACAGGUAUUUUAAUAUCUUACUAAUUUAAAAUUCAAAUAAAGAAUAUUGCAGAUGGGUUGUAUCCAUUUGGAAACUAAAUUGCUAAAUCAAUCUUAUUUCUGUAACAAUUUACUAAACAUUUAUUAGAACUAUGUUCAAAACUAAAAACAAAAUUAAUUCUGCACCUGUUGAAGUAGCUGCUGCUUCUGUUACAAAGUCCAAAUAUAGUUACAUGAUCUGGGCACUGUUGGUUUUAGAUACCCUUCUGUGUGUAUGUGAGCCCCAGAGAAUAUCUGCAAAGAAAUCUAUACAAGAGCAGGAGCACUUUUAUUUAACCAUUGACAAUUUUUGCUACCACUAUGUAUUUUUUCUUAACUACACUGAAGAGAUUAUUAUAUAUUUUAUUUCAACUCCAACAUCACCUAACCUGUACAUGUCAUAUAAACCUAACCUUAGCCCUGAUGGGUUGGUAAACAUGAAUAUGGAGAUUCCAAAUAUUAAGUUUAGUGUCUGAAUCAGUUGUGAAUAAAAAUAAGACAGCCCAUCAACUUUUUACAUUAAAAAAUUUGAUUUGUUCUAAAUAUUUUACCUGUUUCAUUUAUGUACAAAAUCUCAUCAAAAUUCAUUUUUUAUUCAUGUAAAAUAAACUUAUAUAAUAUGGGUUGCCCAAAUCUUAUUAACUAGACUACCAGAAGUGUUUCAUGUUACAGAAAUAAAAAUAACAAUUCACCCCCUCUUACAUUUUGAAAACUAAAUUUCAACUCUUGGAUAAUAGUGUUUUGCCUAAGUAUUUUCAAUUUUGUAUUUGUAUCUUGUUGAGACUUGUACUCUAUGUAAUCUAUAAGUGUCAGCUGCUUCUCUUUCUUCUCAAGUAAAUUGUGAUACUAAUUGUGAUUGUUGUCAUUUUCUUAUAUUUCUGCCAAUUACCUUGUUAAUAUUUUGUGUUUGGAAAAAUUUAUUGAUGGUUAAUGCCAUUGUGUUGUCCUCACUAUUUUUCAACACAUAACAAUGAUGUGUAAGGUGCAUUUGCUCUUUUUUCUAGUACGUGAAUCUGCUGGAAAAAUAAAUAUUUGACACAAUAGUGAAAGUAAUAUAUUUCUUCCUGAAUUGAAAUUGUCUUUUGCUUUAAGUACUUCAUUAUGUAAGUUUAUAUUUCA